ACCAGCAGCUCCGAGGCCCAACAAGCACAUCCUGGGAAGGAAAAUGCGCUGUGGACCCCUAUGCCUGUUCCUAUGGCUUUGGCUCUGUCUAUCCUACAUUCAAGCUGUGCCCAUCCAAAAAGUCCACGAUGACACCAAGAUCCUCAUCAAGACCAUUGUCUCCAGGAUCAAUGAAAUUUCACACAUGCAAUCAGUGUCCUCCAAACACAAAGUCACUGGUUUGGACUUCAUUCCCUUCUACCCAGACCUGAGUUUCUCCAAGAUGGACCAGACACUGGCAGUCUAUCAACAGAUCAUCAUCAAUUUGUCUUCCCGAAGAACUAUGGUGCAAAUUUCUAAUGACCUGGAUAAUCUCCGGAAUCUUGUCCACAUGCUAGCCUCCUUUAGGGGCUGCCCUGUGCCCCAAACCAGGGGCCCAGACCUCCUGGAAAACCUGGGUGGUGCCUUCAAAGAAUCAAUCUACUCCACAGAGGUGGUGGCUCUCAGCAGGCUGCAGAGGUUUCUGCAGGAAAUGUUGCUGCAGCUGGACCACAGCACCAUGUGCUGAGGCCUUCAGGCUGCUCUUUCCCGGAGGUCCAUGUUGAGGGAAGAAACCUUGGCUUCCAGGUGUCUCUGGGAGAAGAAAGCCUUCGUUGGACAUCCCUUAUCCAGAACCUUGUCCAUUUCUCUCUUCUAAGCCACUCUUCCUAAGGCAUAAGACCACAUUGCUUGUUACCAAAGAUAUAUGUGCAUGAUUCCAUGCUCACCAGGAAGGGGGUCCAUCCAGCAAAGAGUAUACUGUAUGGGUGAUUCUCACUAAAGUCUUUAGCCAUCAACAGGUGUUGCCUGUCUCCUUUUGGUUCCACCUCCUUCUCUAUGUGUGCUUCAGGGUAACCAGGGGUGAUUUCAGAAACUGGGCAGAGAGAGCCUUUGGACCUUCUCAGAGCAAGGUUCCACCUGAAAUUCUGGGGAGCACUGAGAAGGCUGCAUUCACUUUCAGCUGGAAACUCCCAAGCAACACAAAUUGGAAGCACUUGUUUAUACGUUACGCAUUUCAUUCUAGAUGGAUUUGAAGCAAAAUGCUGUGCCAGCUUUUCCAGGCUUUGGGGUCAGCCAGGACUGGGGAUGCCCCUGGGAUGUUGGUUCUAGUCCCAUUAACAGGCCUGGCUAAGGCACCCUACUUUGAGUGACUGGAGGAUUGAUAUUGUCUGAGCAAGAGCCAAUUGAGGAGGUAGCUCUCAAGCCAUUUCUCUAGUGACUGGUUAUGUUUUACUGUGACUCUCUUUAAAGUGCACUUUUCACAAUGGCAUUUCCCUGAGUGAAUCCCCAAGGGCUAGUUUAUUUUAAGAAGAAGGUGAAUUUCAUCAAGUAAUAUGCACCUGAGUGUACAGAGGGUGGGUAUAUGUUGGUGCGAGGGAAACAGAUCCAGAGCAUACUUUCUGAAUAACAUUUGUGUAGUAGGCUUUUUGGAAGGGAUGAAGUCCUUUUUCCUCUUCUGCAGCCACUAAGGUGGUUUCCAUGAAGAGAAUAAAGGAGACGUCUCUCUCAGGGGGUUGUGAGGUUUACAUGGUGUCUAUGGAGGGAAGGCACUAAAGCUGAAGGUCCUUUGGUGGUGUGGUACUAAGAUCAGGGAGUGAGGAUCCCACACUGGAGACAGUGAUCCCCCAGACAGGGGUCCUUGGUGUGGCUCUCCAAGUGGCUCAGAGUUGAUCCCACGCUGGGUUUAUAGCAUGCUGACCUCCCUCUUUUGGAUUUGCCUGCAAAAUGUUUUUCUUGUCUGACUGGCUCAUCCAAAAAAGGGGGCUAUAUUUCCCACCCAUUCUGUGGCUAGUUUUAUUCCAGUGGGAAAGUGAAAUCCUUUAGCAGAUGGUCCUGAGCCCUGGGACUGCUGGGUGAGUGUCAGGGCCCUGGGCCAAGCUGCCAGUUUGCCCUUCUGGCUAGAGGUCACAUUCAGGAGGCUGAAGGAGGAGGCCUGGGUUUUGCUGCCAUCCUGCCUCUGUGAUGUCGCCAUCACACUGUGGGUGGUAGAUCUGUCCAAGGAAACUUGAAUCAAAGCAACAAUACACUUUAAGACUGAGCACUUGUGCUCAGCCCUGACUGGUGCUGUGGGCUAAAGAAGCUCACCAAAUAAACAUGAGAAUCAGGGACUUGCAUCCCCAUGGCAAAGCCCCACUCACCAGUGUGCCGUGGC
Messenger RNA from Fukomys damarensis (Damara mole-rat), 2170 nucleotides. RefSeq names its product leptin (gene Lep). The record is from RefSeq and is a predicted model, not a curated record. Gene Ontology annotation, molecular function: peptide hormone receptor binding; hormone activity. Gene Ontology annotation, cellular component: extracellular region. The coding region runs from base 44 to 547 and encodes 167 amino acids. NCBI's taxonomy places the organism in Eukaryota, Metazoa, Chordata, Mammalia, Rodentia, Bathyergidae. Gene Ontology annotation, biological process: positive regulation of phosphatidylinositol 3-kinase/protein kinase B signal transduction; activation of protein kinase C activity; positive regulation of TOR signaling. The transcript is spliced from 3 exons.